This is a messenger RNA of Microplitis mediator, 1173 nucleotides long. RefSeq lists its product as uncharacterized. The record is from RefSeq and is a predicted model, not a curated record. The transcript has a single exon. NCBI's taxonomy places the organism in Eukaryota, Metazoa, Arthropoda, Insecta, Hymenoptera, Braconidae. The coding region runs from base 1 to 1173 and encodes 390 amino acids.
AUGAUUGCGAGGAUAUACAAAAAAACGACCAAUGAGGUAACAGUUGGAGACAAGAUAACCGAGGAAUUUGAGUCAGAUCAAGGUGUGAGGCAGGGAUGUGCCCUUAGUGCAUUUCUAUUCGAUAUUAUGAUGGACGACCUGGAAAUGGAGAUGAUAAAAAGAAAAGUGAGUGGAACUGUAAUCGAAAAAACGAAAAUCUUCUGCUUGAAAUAUGCUGAUGACGCGGCGGUGGUUGCGGAGGAUGAGAAAAGCCUAAAACAAAUGAUAGAACUGACCAUAAAAUGGGCAACGGAAAAUGAAAUGGAAAUAAACGCAAAAAAGACGAAGAUUAUGGUAUUGAGAAAGGGAGGGAAGCCAAAAGAAACAUCAUUGAAGCUAGGAGAGAAUGAACUGGAGGUGGUGAAAAGUUUCACGUGUCUGGGUUUUUAUUUCACGACUGGUAACAGUAUGGCGAAGCAGUUGGAGGAGCUGGCUGGUAAAACCGUGAAAGCCACAAACUCAACCUGGGGACUAAUUAGGAAAGAGAAAAAAAACAGGUUAAAAAACAGAGCGUACCUUAUGAACUCACUAGUCAUGUCAGUACCAAUGUAUGGGGUUGAGGUGUGGGGGUGGUUUGAGGUCAUGAGGAUAGAAAGAGCAUACUCAAAGAUGGUAAAAAUGACGAUUGGUGUGGAAAGAAAUACACCGAGGUAUGUUUGGAGAAGUGAGAUGCGAAUAAAAAGCUGCAGAUACGAAAGCAGGGCGAGAGCAAUAACAUACCUACAAGAUAUCGUAAGAAUGGGAGAGGAUAGGUGGCCUGGGAUCUGCCUAAGAGAAGAGAUGCGCGGGAUCUUGAACAAAAACAGUACAGUGUGGAGAAGAAAGGUACAAGAAGUGUUAAGAGAAAUAGGAUGGGAAGAGGUGGUACGACUGAUAUAUGAAAACAAAGAGCCAGAGGAAAUUAAUAAGAGACUGGAGGAGGGGCUAAUGAGGAUGGCCAAAAACAAAAAAGAAGCUGACAACAAAGCGAUCAGAGCAUCAAGUUAUAACGCAAUGUACAGAGACAUAGUAUUAGACGAAGAAGAAGAAUACUACUGGAUGAAAGAAAAGAGAGGCAGCAGUUAUACGGAAGUCUGGUCACGGGUAAGGUGUGGCAACUUAGGUAGAGCACUAAAAAAAGGGAAAAAUGAAUGA